AUGGACGCAGUUCUGCUGCUGAUCAUGGCAGCUGCAGGGCUGAGCGCUGUCUCCUCACAUGCUGAACGUCAGUACCAUUUUGUCUAUGAAGCAAAGAACAUGUCUGAAGCACAGAGAUACUGCAGAGAGAAACACACAGACCUGGCCACUGUGGACAGCAUGGAGGUUGUGGAGCUCCUGAACAACAUGGCAGGCCACAACAAGCAAUCAGCCUGGAUAGGGCUGUACCACGCCACGGGCAGCUGGAGGUGGUCGCUGUCAGACACAAGCUUCUACAAACCGGGGGAGACGGAGUUCAGACGAUGGUGGGUUGGAGGACCAAACAACUUUUCAUGGGAAAAAUGCUCAAUUAUUAGUUCUAAUAAUGGAAAUUGGGAUGACCUUGUUUGUGACAUACUCCUCUCUGCAGUCUGCUGUGAUGUCACAGGAACGAACGCGACAUUUGUCUCCACUGAAGGCCUAAUGACAUGGCCUGAGGCCCAGAGCUACUGCAGAGAACACCACACAGACCUGGCCAGUGUGAGAAACCAGACAGAGAACCAGCAGAUUGUUGAGCUGUUACACGAACGGGGUAAUUAUUGGAUCGGACUUUCGAGACCAAACUGGACGUGGUCCGAUGGAAGUCCCUCCUCCUUUAGGUACUGGAGAGAAAAGGAACCUAACUGCAGAGAUCCUAAUGUUUGUGUGGCUGCAGAUUUCUACAACUCUGGAAAAUGGGAUGACUUGGACUGUGGGGUGAUGAAACCAUUCAUUUGCUACAAAAAUGUGCCUGUUUCAAUGCAAGUGAUAAAGGUGAGGGUGCCGAAACCAAACUCCGGUGUGGAUCUGAACGACCCCGCUUUUCUGGAGGAGAUGUUGGUGCAGGCGAAGAAGAACCUGAGGGCCCAGGGAUUGGACGACAACAUCAAACUGACCUGGAGGAAGCAGCCGGAUGGAAAAGUCUUCCAGAAGGAGCAGAAAUGUCUGUUUAACCUUGGCGUGAGGCCAUGGAGACCUACAUCAGAGACUCUGUCGUCAUCGGCGUUGGAUCUGGAAGGAACCCACUCUGCCCUGCUCCGCUUCGCUGAACGCAAUCAACACAUCUCUAACAGCAACCGGUGCAUCACAGAUUUCCUGUCCGACAGGAAGCAGCAGGUGAGGCUGGCAAAACACGUCUCUGACCCCCGUUCUUACCAUCAUCAGCCAGGGAACUCAAGUAAGAGCAGAACAUCAGCUCCCUCAUCCAAAAAGCCCAGCAGAGGAAGUGUCUUCCUGCGGGAGCUGAAGAAUUUCAACCUGCUAAAACCGAUGCUGAUGAACUUCUACUCCGCCAGCAACAAGUCCAUCCUCAUCUCCUCCAUCACCAUCUGGAACGCUGCAGCUACAGGACAGGGAAGGAUGCAAACAGUUGCAAUCAGAGAGCAAACAAAGAUGGACUUGGUUCUGCUGCUGAUCAUGGCAGCUGCAGGGCUGAGCGCUGUCUCCUCACAUGCUGAACGUAAGUACCAUUUUGUUUAUGAAACAAAGAGCAUGCCUGAAGCACAGAGAUACUGCAGAGAGAAACACACAGACCUGGCCACUGUGGACAGCAUGGAGGUUGUGGAGCUCCUGAACAACAUGUUCGAUCCAAACUUACUGGCCCAAUACAGAAACUAUUCAGUCUGGAUAGGGCUGUACGAUGACCGGGACACCUGGAGGUGGUCACUGUCAGACACAAGCUUCUACAAACCGGGGGAGACGGAGUUCAGACGAUGGGGGUCUGGACAACCAAUCAACACCGAGAAAGAACAAUGCGGAGUGAUAUACCAUGGUGACGGAACGAUGCAAAACAGGAAUUGUAAGGCUAUCUACAAGGUGGUCUGCUGUGAUGCCACAGGACCGGAUGCAACAUUUGUCCUCAUCAACAGCACAAUGAACUGGACUGAGGCCCAGAGCCACUGCAGAGAACACCACACAGACCUGGCCAGUGUGAGAAACCAGACAGAGAACCAGCAGGUACAGGAAAUGGUAGCUGCAGGGGGAAGUGACGCCUGGAUCGGCCUCUACAGAGACUCCUGGAAGUGGUCCGAUGGAAGUACCUUCUCCUUUAGGUACUGGAGAGAGAAAAGGAACCUGACAACAUAGCUCUUAUUGAUUGUGUGGCUGCAGCUUUCCAGGACUCUGGAAAAUGGGAGGACGCGGACUGUGGGGGGAAGAAACAUUCA
Messenger RNA from Eleginops maclovinus (Patagonian blennie), 2183 nucleotides. RefSeq lists its product as uncharacterized. Bases 1 to 2103 code for a protein of 700 amino acids. The record is from RefSeq and is a predicted model, not a curated record. Lineage: Eukaryota; Metazoa; Chordata; Actinopteri; Perciformes; Eleginopidae. The transcript has 12 exons.